AUGUCUUCUGCAUCUGUUACAACUAUAACUCAAAUAACAGUUGAAGAUAUUCGUUUUCCAACCUCUAAAGAACUCCAUGGCAGUGAUGCUAUGUCGCCUAAUCCAGAUUUUUCAUCAGCUUAUGUAAUUCUUCAUACUGAUAAUCCAUUACUUGAAGGUCAUGGCCAUUCAUUUACACUUGGUCGUGGUACAGAAAUAAUUUGUACUGCUAUAAAAGCUCAUGCAUAUUUACUUAUUGGUCAUACACUCGAAGAAUUUAUUUCAAAUCCUGGUGCUUUUUGGCGUCAUUUAACAAGUGAUUCUCAACUUCGUUGGAUUGGACCAGAAAAAGGUGCAAUACAUUUAGCUUUAGCUGCUAUUGUUAAUGCUCUUUGGGAUUUAUAUGCUAAACGUGAAGGAAAACCUUUAUGGAGACUUAUUUCAGAUUUUACACCUGAACAAUUUCUAAAAUGUAUUGAUUUUCGUUACAUAUCAGAUGUUAUAAAACCUGAUGAAGCAUUAAAUAUGUUAAAAGAACUUGAAUCAACAAAAUCUAAACGUAUACGACAACUUGAAGAACAAGGUUAUCCAGCUUAUAUAAUGUCAGCUGGUUGGCUUGGUUAUUCUGAUGAAAAAGUUCGACUUGGUCGAGAUUUACAAGAUGAUAUUCGACGACUUAAAAUAGUUCGUGAAGAAAUUGGAUAUGAUCGACGUCUUAUGAUUGAUGCUAAUCAAGUAUGGGAUGUUGAUCAAGCUAUUCAAUGGGUAAAACAAUUAGCAGAAUUUCGUCCAUAUUGGAUUGAAGAACCAACAUCACCAGACGAUAUUCUUGGUCAUGCUCGUAUUUCUCAAGCACUUCGACCAUAUAAUAUUGGAGUUGCUACAGGUGAACAUGGAAUGAAUCGAAUAUUAUUUAAACAAAUGUUACAAACAAAUGCUUUACAAUUUUGUCAAAUAGAUGCUUGUCGUUUAGGUGGAGUUAAUGAAAUUUUAGCUGUACUUUUAUUAGCAGCAAAAUUUCAUGUACCUAUUUGUCCACAUGGUGGUGGUGCUGGUUUAAGUGAACUUGUACAACAUUUAUCUAUGAUUGAUUUUAUUGUUGUUAGUGGAACAUGGGAAAAUGGUAUUACAGAAUAUUCUGAUCAUUUACAUGAACAUUUUGAAGAUCCUUGUAUUAUUAAAAAUGGACGAUAUGUUGCACCAAACAAACCAGGUUAUAGUACUCAAAUAAAAGAAAAUAGUCGACAACAAUAUUCCUUUCCCAAUGGACCUAUGUGGAAAAUACAUUCAUAA
Molecule: messenger RNA, 1272 nt
Organism: Rotaria sordida
Lineage: Eukaryota; Metazoa; Rotifera; Eurotatoria; Philodinida; Philodinidae
Source: the annotation of a GenBank genome assembly